Molecule: messenger RNA, 1421 nt
Organism: Cucurbita maxima (winter squash)
Lineage: Eukaryota; Viridiplantae; Streptophyta; Magnoliopsida; Cucurbitales; Cucurbitaceae
Product: BURP domain protein RD22
Exons: 3
Coding region: 66-1205 (379 amino acids)
Source: RefSeq, a predicted model, not a curated record
CAUUUCCACUUCUUUUAGCACAGUUCUUAAAUUUUAUUCUCUUUAAUUGCUUUGAGCCUUCCUCAAUGGAGUCACGCUUCUCACUCAUUUUUUCUUUACUCUUCCUUGCAGUUGCUAUUAGUCAUGCUAAUCUCUCGCCCGAACAGUAUUGGAGUUCUGUUUUACCGAACACUUCGAUGCCAAAAGCCAUUAAAGAUCUCCUCAAUUCUGACCUUCUAGAAGGCAAAAGUACUUCGGUGAUUGUCGGCAAAGGAGGCGUAAACGUCAACACCGGGAAGGGGAAGGCCGGAGGCACCUCCGUUAACGUCCACGCUCCAAAAGGGAAGACCGGAGGCACUUCCGUUAACGUUGGCAAAGGCGGGGUUAACGUCCACGCUCCAAAAGCGAAGCCCGGAGGAGGCACCUCCGUUAACGUCGGGAAAGGAGGCGUCAACGUCCACACCGGUCACAAAGGGAAGCCAGUUUACGUCGGAGUUAAGCCAGGCUAUAAUCCCUUCAAUUACAUCUACGCAGCCAAAGAAACCCAACUUCACGACGACCCAAAUACCGCCCUGUUCUUUCUGGAAAACAAACUCCGGCCCGGUUCAAAGCUGACCCUUCAUUUCCCCAAACCAACUUCCCCGGCCACGUCCACUUUCUUGCCACGUGAAGUAGCCAAAACCGUUCCCUUCUCAUCCCAAAAACUCCCCCAAAUCCUCGACCGGUUCUCAGUUAAACCCACGAGUUUUUCGGCCCAGCUGAUCCGGAACGCCGUCGAGGAAUGCGAGGCGCCUGGCAUCGCCGGCGAGGAUAAGUACUGCGCCACGUCGUUGGAGUCGAUGGUGGAUUUCAGCACCUCUAGGUUGGGGAAGGAGGUGGUGUUGGUCUCGACGGAAGUCGAGAAAGAGACGGGUUUGCAGCAGUUUACGGUGGCGAAUUUGGCGAAGAAAUCGUCUCCAGCGACGACGACGGCGGUUGUGUGCCACAAGUUGAGCUAUCCGUACGCAGUGUUUUAUUGCCAUUCCACGCAACACACGCGAGUUUACAAGGUUGGUCUGGUCGGUGCUGACGGGACCAAAGCUGACGCGGUGGCCGUGUGUCAUACCGACACGUCAGCUUGGAACCCAAAGCAUUUGGCCUUUCAAGUGUUGAAGAUCAAGCCAGGGACCGUUCCAGUUUGCCACUUCCUUCCACAAGACCACCUUGUAUGGGUUUCAAAAUACUAGAAAAAAGAAAAAUAAUAAUAAAAAAGCUUACUGUGCUUCUUGUUGGUCCACGUGGCACGUAGUUUAAAAAUAAACCUAAAUUACUUUUCUUGUAAUAUUAUUAGUACUAUGCCACUCAUAUAUUACACUUCUUUUUUCCUUUUUUGGUAGGGGACUUUUGUGUAAUUUGGGAUGUUAGUUAUCUGGUUAAGAAAUUAGUUACUGUGGUAAUAAUCA